AUGGGCGACGGUUCAAGUAGUAACGCGUUCCUGAGGAACUUGUCCCAAAAAAAGUACUCAUGGAUGCAGUCGUCUUCUACAUCUGCGAAUAACGAUCCUACAAAUGGUAGCAGUAGUGCUGCUGCACCGUCGUCUAACACCACAAACAACAACAACACAACCUCUUCCUCGUCGUCUUCUUCCUCUUCCCCUACAACGGCAACAACGCCUUUAACCAACCCAAAUAACAAUAGCAAUAAUAAUAACAACAGCACGAGCAGUCCAAAAUCGCCAGCGAAACCCAUCAAUACAAAAGAAUCCAGUGACAAUAGCCAUAAACGGCCGUCUGACGAUCUAGGUCGAUCUCAUAAAAAGCCACGACAACAAGACCGAAAAUCGUCACUUACGUCUAGUAGUGCUGCUAGAUCGAAAAACAACAUUAACGAUGAACGAGACGUGUCAAGUAGCACUACCGGUGGUAAUGGUGGUAGUAGUAGUACUGCUUCCGGCGGCCCCACUACUACAACGGUGAAUAAUGCUACUACCACCACUGCUAAAGCAAGUGCGCGAAACUAUAGCAAUGGCAAAGCUACACCUUUCGUUUCACCAUCGCCAGCCCCAGACGACAUUCCGAACGAGAAACAACCAAAAUUCAAAUAUACAACGUUUCCAGCUAAAGGAUUUACCAUUUUGCCUACGCGUAAUGUUACGAGCGGAUUCGACAAAACAGACGCCACAUAUUUUCCUGGUAAUAAGGCUGGUUCAGAAGCUAUUGCUCCUAAUCCUGAGGAAGAAUGGAGGGACACGAUAGUGAUACAUCCAGGGUCGCGUAACCUGCGUAUUGGUCGAUCUUCUGAAGCGUUUCCCAAAACUGUGCCUCAUGUUAUUGCUCGACGGCAGAAAAACAAGAACGACUCAUUAUCAGCAGCAAUAGCAACAAAAGCAAAAACAACAGCAGAAGAAGCUUCGGAUGAUGUGGCAAAAACAGCAGCUGCCGUGGCUCAACAGCAGAAAAAGUCCAACGGAACUGACAGUAAUAAUGACAAAAUGGAUGUUGACGAUGAGGAGGAAAACGAAGACGAUGAUGAUGACGAAGAAGAAUCACCGUUAUCGUCGCCUGAAGAUGAUAUCGAAGAAAGUGAGAGCGCACCACCACCACCAGUAACGCGUCGAGCAGCUCUGGAUGCAACUAGUACGGCAAAUAAUCGUGAAGAAGCCUUACGCGAAAUCAAAAAUGAACUCAAAUGGCGCAUGAAGGCAGCAAAACGACGGGCCGUGCCCAAUGCUGAAAGUCAAGUGGUUGGAUUUAAUACCCAAGCAUAUCAAGAAACGAUUCCGGAUCACAACGAUCCUUACAAGGUUGAAUGGACUGAAGUCACCAAGAUAAAUAAACCAGAAUACUUCGUGGGAGAUAAGGCAUUAAAUUUGCCCAUUGCUGAUAAUCCCGAGUAUCGAUUACUGUAUCCAUGGAAAUACGGCACCUUGAAUAGUCAGGACUAUGACUCUGUUGAAGAAGUAUUGGGUGAUUUGCAAGCAAUUUGGACCGAGACAAUUCGGGCUGAGCUUGAUAUUGAGGAAACAUCAUUUGAGGACUAUAAUGCAGUUCUGGUGAUUCCGGACUUGUUUAAUCGUCGUUAUACAUGCGAACUCUUGACUAUGCUAUUGAGAUAUAUGGGAUUCAGGGGUGCACUAGUUCAGCAGGAAUCCACUUGCGCGACUUUUGGCGCGGGCGUAUCAAGUGCAUGUGUUGUUGAUAUCGGAUCGCAAAAGACCAGUGUGGCCUGCAUUGAAGAUGGCGUAUGCUUUACGGAUUCACGGAUGACUAUAGCUAUUGGCGGUGACGAUAUCACAAAAACGUUUGCAUCCUUUCUGUUAGCAAACCGAUUCCCAUACGCUGCUAUUAAUUUGGCAAAGUCGUAUGAUUGGCGAUUGGCACAAGAACUCAAAGAGAAAUGGUGUACCAUGAAUGAAGCCGAUAUCAGUGUCCAAGUAUAUGACUUUUUUGUUCGUGUUCCACGGCAGCCAACGAAAAAGUUCCAAUGCAAAGUGUAUGAUGAGGUGUUCCUUGCCCCACUAUGUUUGGUUUAUCCUGCCAUUUUGAACGCCAAGGAAAAGACAAAGCAUACUAGAGUAUGGGCAAACGCAAACGUCAUUGAUGAUAUUGCAGAUGAAGCAUACGCGGAAUCUAGUACUGUGCCUACAGUAUGGCGACCUCAACAACAAUUGCAACAGCAGCUACAACAACAGCCUACUUCUUCGACCACUACCGAAACACCGUCUACACCGAAUAAUAAUGCAACACCACAACCACAAGCACGACCUACAUACGCUACUGGUAUUGAACGAUCCAACAAUUACGACGUUUAUCCCAUCGACGUAGCUAUUGCCGAGUCCAUAAGGAUCGCAUCUGGAUCAUCUGACGAACGACUUAAGCGGUUCUUUACGAAUAUUAUCCUCGUUGGCGGUGGUGGCAUGAUUAGCAAUUUCAAUCGGGUUCUGGAAGACAGAAUUUUAUCCACUGUUAUUGCUCGACGAGCAGCAAUAGAACGUGUUGAAGUGCUCCCGGCUCCUCGUGAAUUGGAUCCACGGUUAUUGAUGUGGAAAGGUGGUUCUGUAUUGAGCAAAUUAGAUACAGCCAAAGAAAUGUGGAUUGGACAAGAAGAAUGGAGUAAUGUAGGCGCUCGAUGCUUACGCGACCGUGCUUUAUUUGUCUAA
Zychaea mexicana is the source of this 2694-nucleotide messenger RNA. RefSeq lists its product as uncharacterized. The record is from RefSeq and is a predicted model, not a curated record. Gene Ontology annotation, cellular component: Ino80 complex. The transcript is spliced from 8 exons. Gene Ontology annotation, biological process: double-strand break repair; regulation of DNA-templated transcription. Bases 1 to 2694 code for a protein of 897 amino acids. NCBI's taxonomy places the organism in Eukaryota, Fungi, Mucoromycota, Mucoromycetes, Mucorales, Lichtheimiaceae.